GCCAAAAUCGAAAAGUUGUUUUCUGCCAGAAAGUAAACAAACAGCUUGUUCGGUGGUUUCACUGACGGAGUUUGUCUGUUUGAAAGCACGUUUGGAUCAUUUAGACUCUUAACUGAAAAUGGACCCGACGGCACGGUUCUUUGCGAAGCUGAAAAAGCUGGCGGUGACUUUAGAGUCAGAAACUGCCAAGCUCCAGGAAACCUUUGAAAACCGCAACAACGACGGUGUCACUGACAGCGACACCACAGCGAAAGCGAUGCGAGCAUAUCACGAACUGAACUGUGACGUCCGGAACAUGAAGGGGCAGAUCCAGGAACAGUUGGUUCAGCAGAAAGCAAAGGAGAAUGAGGUUAGCAGCUUCAUUAAAGCGAGCAGAGUGAUGGAGCAGAAGGUCACUAAGGACAUCCAGGCACUUAAGGCACACUGGGAAAAAUAUGGUUACCAAGCCCCCCAAGACACAGAGAGAACAAUUAAGGCCAAAGGUCAGGAGUCUGAGGCUGAAGUUGAAGAAGUAGGUGAUAAUGAAACCAAGUCAGCAGGAGGAGAAGAGAUUGGAGAUGAUCAAUCCUCAUCAUCCCUAAAAGUGGGACCUCCACCUUUCACUGAUGUGCUGCGCACCCCGCAGCUCUCUGACUUUGGCCUGUCUGAGAUGCAGCUGAAGAGAGCCCUGGCUGGGGCGGAGUGGUGCUCCGAAGUGCCCCCUAUGCCUCAAAUGAGCCUCCCUCACCCCUCUCUCAACACGCCUGCACCGCCACCCAUGCCCUUAACUCCCAAAUGUGCUCUGCGGAUGGAUGACGAUGAGCUACAGACACCCCAGAUGCAUGACUUUGGCAUCUCAGAGCACACCAUGUGUCUGAACAACGACUUCACUAUGGAUCUGUUCCGGAAGAACGUUGAAAAGCCCCAAAGACCACCACUAGAAAUGCCUGCACCACCAGUGAACACUCUAAUGGAGAGUUUGCAGAGAAAAGCAAACAACUUGGAGUCCCCAGAGCCACCUGUGUUUUGCACCCCCGGGUUCAAGAUCAAAAAGACAAAUGGUCACUGCAAUGGUGAACCAGAAUCCCCCAGUUGCCCUGAUAAUGUGCCUUCCACCCCUGAGGUGCCAGCGUUUCAAACCCCAUACGUGAACCGACUGGUCAGCACCAAAAAGAGUGCACAGCAGCCUGAACCUGUCAGCGUACAAGUUGAUGAUGAUGAUGAUGAUCAAAGCCAAACCUUUGAACUUCCAUCACCUACUCGUAAUGGAGCAACCUGCUCCAAACGCACCUGGAAAUACGAUGUGCCAGAGAGAUCCAUCUUGAAUGUGGAGGACGAGCAGAUGCCAGCGAUGCCAAACCUGGAGUCUGUUUUGGGAAAUUCUUUACAAAGUAGAAGUGCAAAAAUGCCGAAGAAGACUACUGAGCAUGAAAAAGUGACGAAAGAUCCCACUGUCAACAGUCUGGAGCUGGACGGACCCACCCAGGAGUUCAGCUUGGGGACACCUCGCAUCAGGAGGGACUACCAAGAGCCCGGCACCCCAGAGAUGCCAGACCUCAGCUCUGUUACACAGGACAUCUGUAAACUUUUGUCCCAGGCUCAGGUGAAGAAGUCCCACAUGGUGGUUGUGCAACCACACGUCCGACCGGAAAAGGAUAAAAACAGAUCUGUGAGUCUGUCUGUGGUGUCAGAGAGCGAGUUCCAGAGUUUACCCAGCUACCUGAGGCAGAUGACUCUGUCCAGCCUCAACCAGGCAGUCCACAACAUCAACACAUUCACGGCAGAGUGUCAAGGGGAAAAGACAGAGUUUCCGAUGGAGGAGCUGAAGAAGAUAACCAAUGUUGGAACCAGGACCCCCAUAUACAUCCUCUGUCUAACCGAGCUCAAGAGGCUGCAGCAUGUGGGAGGAGCAAGGAACACCUCUGUGUACAAACUGAAUACACACUACUAACAGCUGCCUGGAUACAUUACACUUUGUCUCAUCGGGACCUCAAACGUAGCCUCAUCUAGACUCACAAAAACCUCAUUGUAUAUCCAUCUUUAAGUUACAGAGACACUGGUCUCUGGAUGCCUGUUUCUAUCAAUACACACUGCAGGAAAAAAACAACUUCACAAAAGGAAUCCUCAUUGUAUGUGUCCCAGAUUGGGAAUAAAUCUGAAGCAUAGCUAGUCAUUAA
Messenger RNA from Micropterus salmoides (largemouth bass), 2156 nucleotides. It is a transcript of the gene ska3, whose product is annotated as spindle and kinetochore associated complex subunit 3. Lineage: Eukaryota; Metazoa; Chordata; Actinopteri; Centrarchiformes; Centrarchidae. The coding region runs from base 119 to 1930 and encodes 603 amino acids. The record is from RefSeq and is a predicted model, not a curated record. The transcript has 11 exons. Gene Ontology annotation, biological process: mitotic cell cycle; chromosome segregation. Gene Ontology annotation, cellular component: outer kinetochore; spindle microtubule.